Molecule: messenger RNA, 3801 nt
Organism: Phytomonas sp. EM1
Lineage: Eukaryota; Euglenozoa; Kinetoplastea; Trypanosomatida; Trypanosomatidae
Source: the annotation of a GenBank genome assembly
AUGCAAGAUUGCAUUAAAUGGACACAGACGGUAGAUGGGACCGACAACGUUCGACCGCAGAUUAACAGCAUCGCCUACAGCCCAUCUGGCGAUUACUUGGUGGCCGCGUGUGGGCUGCAGGUGCUGGUGUACGCAGCCUCCACCGGGGCCCUCUUGUACUCUCUCAAAGGCCAUGAAAACACCGUGUAUUGUGUGGAUUUCAUGUCUGAUGGCCAGCGUUUUCUGAGUGGUGGGGCGGAUAUGACAGUGAUCAUCUGGACGAACAAGUUCGAGGGUGUCCUCAAGUUUCGCCACAAGGCCUCAAUCCAAGCCCUCGUCGCGAACCCUACGGGUCCGAAGAUUGCGUCGAUCUCGUGUGUGGAUUGGGCCGUAUGGGGGCCAUCCAUGGGUAAGGUGGUGAAGCACCGGCUCCAGUCAAAGGGCCUAUGCGGGGCAUGGACCGCUGACGGCCAGACGCUGGCAAUUGGCAUGAUCGACGGGACUAUCAUUACGAUCGGGAGCGACGAAACGGAGAAAGUGCUAAUUCGACGAAAACAUCCAAUCUGGGCCCUCGGGUUCAGCUCUUUACGGGAGAAUGGUGCCGAUGUGCUCGCCGUUGGUUCCUGGGAUCAAUGUCUGUCAUUUUAUAACCUGAAUGGCACGGCCAUUGGCAAGGAACACGACCUUGAGUUUGACCCCUGUUGUAUCUCUUUCUACGAAAAUGGGGAGUAUCUCAUACUGAGCGGCAGCGAUCACAAGGUUUCAUUGUACACUAAGGAUGGGAACAACCUUAUAACCCUAGUAAAUGCAGAUAGCUGGGUAUGGUGCGCUCGACAACGGCCCAAAAGCAACCAAAUCUGCUGUUCUACAAGCGAUGGUACUAUUAUCUGUCUGGAGGUCACCACAAAACCCCUUCAAAGCAUCUAUCUGGAUCAGUUUGUCUACCGUGAGGGUAUGACCAAUGUGGUGGUGUACCAGCCCUCUCUUGAUCGUAGGAUGGUCAUUCCAUGUAAUAAUUACGUGUACAAGCUCGCAACCUUCCGCGAUCGGCUAGCAGUGCAAUUUAAGGACCGUAUUGUCGUUUUUGAACUUUUCUAUGAUGACGAACGCAGUAUGCGUUAUCAAGAUAUCGCUCAGAUCCGUAGGAAUCUGGAAUGUAAGAUGAUGUGCGUCACGGGACAUUCCAUUAUUUUGUGCAAGGAGUGCAGGAUAACGAUGUACGAUUUUGAGGGCAACAAGCGCCGCGAAUGGGUGGUUGAUAGUGUGAUUAGCUUUAUCAAGGUAGAUGGUAGUCCGGAUCACCCUGAGGCGCUUCUCGUUGGCCUUGAAAGUGGACAAGUGAUGAAGAUAUUCAUCGACAAUCCUUUCCCCAUGACGCUUCUUACGCUUGAUGCACCCAUUCGGCAUUUGGACCUGAGUAGCAGCCGCAUGAAAAUUGCUGUUGUAGACGCCAAUAGACUACUUCGAGUCUUCGAGCUUGGAAACAAAGAGGCCUUGCUUUUUUCAGAGCCCAAUACAAGCACAGUCGUCUGGUGCACAGAGAAUGAUAAUAUGAUUGCAUACACGACGGGAACCAACACUCUAAACAUCAAAACUGACACGCUCCCAGCCUAUCAGCAGACGGUGCAGGGGUUCGUAGUUAGCUUCAAGGCAAAUCGAGUCUAUACUCUCCAUGGAAACAACAUCAUGGCUAUAGAUGUGCCACAUGCAAACGCGCUCUAUCGCUACAUUGAGGCAAAAGACUUUGAGUCGGCUUAUCGAAUUGCACGUUUGGGGAUAACGGAGAGUGAUUGGAAGAUGCUUGGUCUGCAUGCCAUGUCUGCGCUCAAGCUUGACAUCGCUCGAAAUGCCUUUACUCACAUUCAUGAUACCAAAUUUGUUGAACUAUUAAGCACACUGGAGUUGUCUCGUCGACAGCAGAAGGAAAUCGAUGCGAAAUCCGGCAAGGAUGAGGUGGAUCAUAAAAAUGUUCUCAUAGGUGAUGUGUUAGCUUUCCAGGGGAAGUUUCAGGAGGCCGCGCGGCAGUAUGUAAAAGCUGGAUGCGAAGAUCGUGCUAUUGAAAUGUUUUGUGAUUUGAAGAUGUGGGAAGAUGCACGAAGGGUAUGUAGCGAUGAUCGACACCUGAAGGAUCUUAUCAGCCAGCAGGCACUCUGGGCUGAAGAAUCGAAGAACUACACAGAGGCUGCUUUUCUUUACGAAACCUGUGGUGACUACGCCAAGGCCAUUCACAUGUUGAGUCAGGCUAAAGAGUUCGAAAAGCUCAUGAAAAUCUGUCGCUCCCUCCCCAAGAGUGAGGUUGCCCUUAUUACACAGUGUGCCGAGUGUUUCAAGAAGAAUAAGGCAAUUUCCUUUGCUAUAGAAGCAUACGAAAAGGUUAAUGAUAAUCACGCUUUGAUCCAAAUAUAUGUCGAGAUGGGAAAUUGGAAAAGGGCUUUUGCGGUUUUCGAAAAAUGUCCGCAGUACGCUCGUGAGGUCUACGUCCCAUGGGCUAACUGGUUGGCAGAGAAUGACAAGUUCGAGGAGGCGCUUGAGGCCUUUCGCGCCGCGAAGUGGCCGAAGGAGACGGUGCGUAUGAUGGAAGUAUUGGCCUCCAACAGUGUCACCUGCCGCAAGUUCCGUGAUGCCGCAUUUUACUACGUCCAUCUUGCCAACGAGUAUGGGCAGUUCGAAGAUGGCGAACAUCCCAGCGAGGUGCAGAUGGCAAGUCUCAUUAAGCAAGGCAAUGAAUGUAUCCGACGUGCCGAUAUGUACUAUGUGUACGCCACCAUAUAUACCCACAUGGUGCAGCCAUUUCCGUACAACGAAAUUCGUCUCUACCGCAUGUCGCGCUACUUGCUCGCCAUGGCAAGUGAGGGGGUUAUUCCGAUGAACAUUGGUAAGGCAGAAAUCUUGUGCACCUUGGCUCGCACGGCAUGCCGUCUGGAUAUGGUACGCACCGCGCGUGCUGUUUUUGAGAAGCUGCACUCUGUGAUACUGGCCCCACCGAUACUAGAGCAGGUCAACAUCGAAACCCUUCUGGCGCGUUGCAAGAGGUACGCCGAUCGGGAUGAGCUUCUAGAUACUUGCUUUCGUUGCAAGCAUGUUGUACCGCAGCUGACGGAUCCUGGUGACCGUUGCCCAAACUGCUACCACCCUUUCGUUCGUUCGUUUGUUAACUUUGAGGUGUUGCCACUCGUCGAGUUCACCCUCUCGAAUGACUUGACGGAUGAUAUGGCAGAGAAUUUGAUUCGCUCCGACCUUGGAGCCGGCACUUUGAACCUAGGGGGCAAAUCUGCUCGGGAUCACCAGGAUCAGUGGAAUAAGGCCACUCUCAAUGGAACUAGUGAUGGUGGUCCUGUUCAAACUGGCAAGGAGUGGCGCGAUGAUUCCGGCGCCAAUGUCAUCAAUUUUGAGAGCGAAAACAUUGAUUACGAAAUAGACAAUCAGUUGGUAGCGAUGGGAAAGGCCAAGGCAGCAGCCAACAAGGGUAAUGAUCCCUUUUUCACACAACUGCAGUAUGUGAUGCGUUCUAAUCGUGUGAAAGGUGAAUACCAGCCCUUUGUCGCCAAUGCAAGUCUCAUCAAAUCGCUGAAGCGGGAGGAGAUUUUUAUUGUGAAUCCACGUUACGGCGUCUUGCCUGUGCCGAAUCGCUACUAUCGAUUGGUGGAGCUCAACAGGGGCAUAAAGCUCUGUAAGGGUUGCCAGCAUUUCUUUCUUGCGCGAGAUUAUGAAUACCAAUGCAUGAAAGGCUCCGGCUGUCCGCUCUGCCGCUACAACCCUGCAAAGCAAAUCGGUCUUUCUCUCAGGGAAGUGAUGCAAGAAAUCGAAGAUAUGCGGCUUUAG